AUGGGUGCAAUGGAUUUGAGCAAUAAUGGCAAGUUAAUACUUAUAUUCAUAGGCUCUGUUUUGUAUACUUUUUCAGUGUUGUGUAAUCUAGCUUUGCUUUUGGUCAUAGCUGUUAACAAAAGUCUACAUGAACCUAUGUACAUGUUGCUUUGCCAUUUAAUAAUCAACGACUUGAUAGGCAUCAGUGCCAUGAUUCCCAAGGUGUUGUCCGAAAUAAUGUCUGAAUUCAGAUAUACCAGUUUCUUAGCUUGCCUUGGUCAAGCAUUCUGCCUUCACAUAUACGGAGGGGCCACACUCUUUAUAUUGUCUGUAAUGGCUUUAGAUCGAUAUGUAGCUAUCUGCUAUCCUUUAAGAUACCACACUAUUUUGACAAAGGACAUUGUUGGAAACCUAAUUGCUUGUGUUUGGUUGGCUGACUUUACACUAAUAACUGUCUUGUUAGGACUUAUGUUGCGGUUUCCGUUCUGUAGAACUAUUUUAGUGAAUGUCUACUGUGACAAUGUUACCCUCUUACAAGCAACGUGUGCAACCGAUACAAGCGUGAACAAUAUCUACGGCUUAUUCAUCUCUGGAGUGUACCAUGGUAUUGGUUUGUUGUGUGUUGUAUAUUCCUACUCAUGGAUCAUCUACACUUGCUUUAAAAACAAAGACCCAGGGGCUAAAUUAAAGGCUAUAAACACGUGUGGCACUCAUUUGCUUGUUUUUCUCAUUUAUGAAAUCACAGGGAUGUUUACUAUCUUAGUGUAUAGGUUUCAAGGUAGUCCGCGCCUGCUUCAGCAGUUGAUGGGGAUGCUAUUUGCAGUGGUUUCUCCGAGCCUCAAUCCACUGAUAUAUGGGAUUAAAAGUAAAGAGAUUAAAGUAAAACUGAAACAACUCUUCUUUCAGUUACCUGGGACAGGUGGCCUGAAAGUUCAAGUAAACACUGUCUCAAUGUAA
Molecule: messenger RNA, 936 nt
Organism: Hypomesus transpacificus
Lineage: Eukaryota; Metazoa; Chordata; Actinopteri; Osmeriformes; Osmeridae
Product: olfactory receptor 52Z1-like
Exons: 1
Coding region: 1-936 (311 amino acids)
Biological process (GO): G protein-coupled receptor signaling pathway
Cellular component (GO): membrane
Molecular function (GO): olfactory receptor activity; G protein-coupled receptor activity
Source: RefSeq, a predicted model, not a curated record